CGACGUCAGGAAUUUCAUAGCAAAGAAUCCAUUAAUAUUACACCCUCGGCCAGCCCACAUGGCUCACCACAAUCCCGCCAACGUUUAGGACAGCAUUUAAGUAAAUCAGCCUCCGAAUUGAAUGGUCACAAAGAAUCACCACAGACAUCACCGAAACGGGCGAAAAGUGCAGCGGCGCCAAACACCUCAUCGGGUGGUGGUGGAGGGGUGCUACAAAAGACCCAUGGAUUUUUUAAUAAUCUGAAACAUCGUUGGGGUCGUGCCAAAAGUAAAGAUCGGGUGGGGCGUAAAUCGCCAAAUGAUUUCCUGGAAGAGAGUACCGACUAUGCUGCCGAUUAUAGUUCAGAAAGUAGUUCUGUGACCCAAUCACCAAGGCAUAGGGCCAAAACAAUUGGUGGUUCACCAUUGGCUAAGGAAUUUAAGGCCACAGCGAGAAUGGCACAGGCCAUACAGAGAUUUGGUGGUUCGAUGGAGGGGCGUAUCGAUGAGCAUCCGGAAAAUGGUGGCAGUAAUUAUGGCGGCAAUGAUUCUCAGCUGACGGCAAGACAAAUGGAACAUUUGCAGGCCGAUGAAAAACGCCGCAAAAAGGAAGCCCAAUUACGUCAAUAUGUCUUCUUUCAACUACGUGUUCAUCUCAAAAAUGGCAGUGAUUUAGUGGCCAUGGACAAAAAUGGUUUAAGUGAUCCUUAUGUCAAAUUUAAAAUGGCCGGCCGCCUUUUACACAAAUCACGCACAAUACAUCGAGAUUUGAAUCCUGUUUGGGAUGAAGUAUUUGUGGUGCCAAUUGAAGAUCCUUUCGAACCCAUUAUUGUUAAGGUUUUCGACUACGAUUGGGGUCUGCAGGACGAUUUCAUGGGUUCGGCAAAAAUUGAUUUGACACAACUGGAAUUGGGUAUUGCGGAAGAUGUAAAUUUGGCACUGCACGACGUUAAUCAUCCCGACAGGCCAAUGGGUGAAAUUCUUGUCAAUUUAACACUAUGGCCGCGUAGUCAAGAGGACAAAGAACAGCAUUUCCAAAGAAAUUCAAAAUUGGCUGAAUCAUCAAAACGUUUAAAGUCUCAAAUCUGGAGUUCAGUAGUCACGAUAUUGCUGGUUAAAGCCAAAGGUUUACCGCUGGCAGAGGAUGGCAAUAAAUUAAGUGAUGCCCAUAUUAAAUUUAGAUUAGGAAAUGAAAAAUACAAAAGCAAAUCAUCAUGGACUGAACGUUGGCUGGAACAAUUCGAUUUGCAUCUCUUCGAAGAGGAUCAACAGCUGGAAAUCUCGCUGUGGAAUCGUAACACUCUCUACGGUAAAGCUUCCAUAGAUUUAAGUGUAUUCGAGAGAGAAAAUACCCAUGGCAUAUGGAAACAAUUUGAAGACUGUCCCGGUGAAGUCUUCCUUAUGUUGACGAUAAGCGGUACCACAGCCCUCGAAACUAUUAGUGAUCUUAAGGCAUUCAAAGAGGAUCCGCAUGAACUGAAAGCAAUGACGGAUCGUUAUCGUUGGCAUCGUUGCUUUCAAAAUUUACGGGAUGUAGGGCAUUUGACGGUGAAGGUUUUCGGGGCUCAAGGUUUGGCUGCAGCGGAUAUUGGCGGUAAAUCUGAUCCAUUUUGUGUGCUGGAAUUGGGUAAUGCUCGCCUGCAGACACAAACGGAAUAUAAGACUCUAACACCGACAUGGAAUAAGAUUUUUACAUUCAAUGUCAAAGAUAUCACCCAGGUCCUGGAGAUCACCGUCUACGAUGAGGAUCGUGAUCAUCGUGUGGAAUUCCUGGGAAAAUUGGUAAUACCAUUGUUGCGUAUUAAAAAUGGUGUGAAGCGAUGGUAUACUUUGAAGGAUAAAAAUCUGUGUUCGCGGGCCAAAGGUUUAUCACCACAGAUUCUAUUAGAAAUGAAUGUGGUCUGGAAUGAAGUGAGAGCGGUAUGCCGUGUCCUGCAACCCAAGGAGGAGAAAUUAAUCCAACAGGAGGCCAAGUUUAAAAGACAAUUAUUUUUACGUAAUGUUAAUAGACUGAAAGUGAUAAUUAUGAAUAUUCUGGAUGCAGCACGUUAUAUACAGAGUUGCUUCGAAUGGGAAAGUCCCCUUCGAUCCGUCAUAGCAUUUACCUUAUGGAUACUAGCUUGCAUAUAUGGAAAUCUGGAAACUGUUCCGCUGGUUAUUCUAAUCAUAAUACUCAAAAACUGGCUUAUACGAUUAAUUACCGGACAAUCGGAUUCUACAAGUGGUAGUUAUGAUUAUGACUAUGAUGAGGAUGAUGAUGACGAUAAGGAAAAAGAAGAAAAGAAAUCGAUAAAAGAACGAUUGCAGGCAAUACAAGAAGUCUCACAGACGGUACAGAAUACCAUCGGGUAUUUGGCAUCACUAGGAGAGAGUACCAAGAAUACCUUUAAUUUUUCCGUCCCCGAACUAACCUGGCUGGCAGUGGUCCUACUAAUUGGUGCCAUAAUUGUUCUGCACUUUGUACCUAUACGUUUGCUGUUGCUUUUCUGGGGCAUAAUGAAAUUUAGUCGAAGGAUAUUGAGACCCAAUACCAUACCCAAUAAUGAGCUGUUAGAUUUCCUUUCAAGAGUACCCGAUGAUGAAGAACUUAACCAAUAUCGCGAACUACCGCCAACAUCUGUCAGCGAUGCCCAACGUGGCAAUCCCAAGAAAAAAAUCAAAGCAUCCUAGUCUCGGGCUAGCAUUGAGGACGCUGAUAA
Molecule: messenger RNA, 2678 nt
Organism: Musca vetustissima
Lineage: Eukaryota; Metazoa; Arthropoda; Insecta; Diptera; Muscidae
Gene: Mctp
Product: multiple C2 and transmembrane domain-containing protein
Exons: 12
Coding region: 436-2649 (737 amino acids)
Biological process (GO): regulation of neurotransmitter secretion
Cellular component (GO): synaptic vesicle membrane
Molecular function (GO): calcium ion binding
Source: RefSeq, a predicted model, not a curated record